This is a messenger RNA of Scomber japonicus (chub mackerel), 2133 nucleotides long. RefSeq names its product calpain 9 (gene capn9). Gene Ontology annotation, biological process: proteolysis. Gene Ontology annotation, molecular function: calcium ion binding; calcium-dependent cysteine-type endopeptidase activity. Gene Ontology annotation, cellular component: cytoplasm. The record is from RefSeq and is a predicted model, not a curated record. The coding region runs from base 1 to 2067 and encodes 688 amino acids. Lineage: Eukaryota; Metazoa; Chordata; Actinopteri; Scombriformes; Scombridae. The transcript has 20 exons.
AUGCCUCUCCAGUCCACUCCGUCGGGCAGGAGCUCCGGCUCGACCAAGGCCAUCAACACGCAGUCGGACGGGAAGUCGUUUGAGCAGCUGAGGCAGGAGUGUCUGCAGAGAGGGGUACUGUUUGAGGAUCCAGACUUCCCCGCCGUUGACUCCUCACUCUUCUACAGCCAGAGUGUUCCCAUCCAGUUUGAAUGGAAGAGGCCCAAGGAGCUCUGCAACAACCCCAAGUUCAUUGUCGGCGGUGCAAGCAGGACAGACAUUUGCCAAGGACAGCUUGGAGACUGCUGGCUCCUGGCAGCCAUCGCAUCCUUGACCCUUAAGAAAGAUGCACUGGCCAGAGUCGUCCCCCACGACCAGGAUUUUGACCGCAGAUAUGCUGGCAUCUUCCACUUCCAGUUCUGGAAGCACAACCAGUGGCUGGACGUGGUGGUGGACGACAGGCUGCCGUCGGUGAGGGGACAACUGGUCCUGCUGCACUCUGCCUCCAAUAAUGAGUUCUGGAGCGCACUGCUGGAGAAAGCCUACGCCAAACUGCAUGGGAGCUACGAGUCCCUGAAGGGCGGCAGCACUCUGGAGGCCAUGGAGGAUUUCACCGGUGGUGUAGCGGAAAUGUAUGACACCAAGAAAGCCCCUGACAAUCUGUUCUACAUCAUGAAGAAGGCCCUGGACAAAGGCUCCAUGAUGGGAUGCUCUAUCGAUAUCUCCAGCUCUGCAGAGUCUGAAGCUAAGACGAGCAGCGGCCUGGUGAAGGGACAUGCAUACUCCAUCACAGGCCUGGAGGAGUUGAAUUUCAGAGGGCGGUCAGUCAAGCUGAUCCGGAUCAGAAACCCCUGGGGUCAGGUGGAGUGGAACGGCCCGUGGAGCGACAACUCCAGAGAGUGGGAUUACAUCGACAAAGCAGAGAAAAAUCGCAUCCUGCAAAACUCAACAGACGACGGUGAAUUCUGGAUGGAGUUCAGUGACUUCCAGGCAAACUACGACAAGGUGGAGAUCUGCAACAUGACCCCUGACUCCCUCACGGACAACACCAAGCGCCACUGGGAGGUCAGCCUGUUUGAGGGAAGCUGGAUCCGUGGCUCCACCGCAGGAGGCUGCAGGAACUACAUCGACACGUUUUGGACCAACCCGCAGUUCAAGCUGGUUCUGGAGGACGCCGACGACGAGGACGAUGUGUGCAGCGUGGUCAUCGCCCUGAUGCAGAAGAACAGACGCCAGCUGAGGAAGGAAGGUCUGGACCUGGAGACCAUCGGCUUUGCUGUUUACGAGGCCCCAGAUGAUGGAGACCAGCAGGGAAAGGAUUUCUUCCGCUACCACGCCUCUAAGGCUCGCAGCAGGACCUACAUCAACAUGCGGGAGGUGUCAGAACGCUUCACGCUGCCUCCUGGGAAAUACCUGCUGGUCCCCACCACCUUCCAGCCUCACCACGAGGCCGACUUCAUCAUCCGCAUCUUCUCCGAGAAGAAGGCCGAAGCUAUAGAGAUGGGGAGCACCAUUGAUGCCGACCUGCCAGAUCCACCGAUGCCCAGUGCCCCAGAGGAGGAAACAGAUGAGGAGAAAGGCCUGAGGAGGCUGUUUGAACAGCUGGCUGGAGCAGACCAUGCCAUCUCUGUCAGGGAGCUUCAGCAGAUGCUGAACGGUGUUCUCAGCAGACGAAAAGAGAUCAAAUUUGACGGCCUGAGUCUCAGCACCUGCCACAGUAUCAUCAACCUAAUGGACGUGGACAACACAGGGAAGCUUGAGUUCCAAGAGUUUAAAGUUUUCUGGGAGAAGAUGAAGAAGUGGAUUAUGCUCUUCCUGUCCUUUGACACUGACCGUUCAGGGAAGAUGUCGUCCUAUGAGCUCCGAUCGGCCCUCAAGGCUGCAGGAAUGCAGCUGAACAAUCGGCUCCUGCAGCUGCUCGGUUUGAGGUUUGCUGACGACAAGUAUGACAUCGACUUUGACGACUAUCUCACCUGCAUCGUCCGAAUGGAGAACAUGUUCAGAGUUUUCCAGGCUAUGGACCAACACAAAGGGGGACGAGUGAGGAUGAACAUUAUGCAGUUCCUGAUGUUGUCGAUGAAUGUGUGAGGAGAUGCUCUAAGCAACCAGAAGCCACCAGAAGAACAUAACGACGUUGGAGUGAAACAUUUUAAA